CAUUCAACUAGUAGCAGACCAUGGCGGAGGUGCUAGAGUCGAGCAAGGCCGCGCAGGAGCCGCUCCAGGCCGAGAAGCCGCAAGACGCUUCAUCCGACAAUGCGCCUGCCAGCGAAGAGGAGCAGAGCAAUGAGGAGGAGGACGUGGAACCACAAAGCUCCGAUGACGAGGAAGACGAGACCCACGACGCCGUGGGCUUCGGAGACGCCAUGAGCAAGAUUCUUGGCCAGAAUGUGGCGGAGGACGCGCAGCCGAUCUUAGCCAAGCGCACGACGGCGCGUAUGCGUGAAAUCCAGAGCGAUAAAAAGGAGACCAAGACGGCGCGAUUGAGUGCUGCGGAGAAGCGUGAGCGCGAUCAGAAGGACAUGGCGGUGCCUGACCACACGACGGCCGUGCAGGACCGCAAACUGCGUAUGAUUGCGACGAAAGGAGUGGUGGCUCUGUUUAACGCGAUUGAGAAGCACCAGCACCAGGGUAGCAAGAAGGAGGACAAGAACGACAAGAAGGUCAAGGAAAUGUCCAAGGACAACUUUCUGGGUCUGCUCAAGGCCUCACAGCAGAAAACCACAGAGAAACCUGCGGCCAAGAGCUCGUGGUCUGUGGUACAGGACGACUUUAUGAUGGGCGCCAAGCUCAAGGACUGGGACAACCAGCACGGCACUGAGGUAGGACGAGUGCGGCAAACGGGAGACGCAGACGUCGAAGCAGCGGAGGACGUGGCGUGGAAACAGGCUGGAGACGCGCUCGACAGCGAUGACGAGACGGCAGAAAGUAGCAAACCCACCAAGCGGCGGGCAUCUUCGUCCUCUAAGGGCAGCAAGAAGGCCAAGCGCUCAUAGAUGAACCAAUACAUACCCAAAUCAAAAAAGUGUUUGUAAAUGAUGAAAAACUCCCU
This is a messenger RNA of Phytophthora nicotianae INRA-310, 895 nucleotides long. RefSeq lists its product as hypothetical. Gene Ontology annotation, biological process: maturation of 5.8S rRNA; maturation of LSU-rRNA. Gene Ontology annotation, cellular component: preribosome, large subunit precursor. The coding region runs from base 21 to 839 and encodes 272 amino acids. The record is from RefSeq and is a predicted model, not a curated record. The transcript has 2 exons. NCBI's taxonomy places the organism in Eukaryota, Oomycota, Peronosporomycetes, Peronosporales, Peronosporaceae.